AUGUCAUCCACGACUACAUCCGCCGACACACGGCCCAUCGCCCCCGCGCGCUUCGCCGCUGCUCUCAAAGACCUAUCCAUUGGCAUGCUACACCUCAAAGUCCUCGAGAUCCGAAACUCGAUCGCCCACCUUCAAUACUCCAACGACCAACUCAAACCCUUUGCAGAAGGCACAGAAACCACUCCAUCUGGCGAAGCUUCGGCACCCGACCAAGAUUGCAUCGACGCCAUCCGCGAGAACGAGGGUGUCAUUGACCGUAUGGCGGAGCGAAUUGCUCUUAUCCGCGUAGAGGUGGAGGAGCGCGGUCUCAACUGGACAGAGUUUCAGAACCGCGAUGAGUCUACGAGCAAGAAUGACGAAGAUGCCGCCGCUGCUGCUACUGUGGUUAAUGGAGACGCACAGCCAGAUGUUGCAGCUUCAAACACAGAUAGCCGACAUGACGCAUGGAGCGAUGGCACAUUUCAGACAGGGACAAUUCGAAACGGCGAGGUACACCUAGAUCGUGAGGCCGGAAGACCCGAAGGUGGAAGCUUGAGUGAUGCGCAGCUUCGAAGAGGACUAGAGGAACGAAUGCGAGAUUUGGGUACGGACGACGACGAAGGAGGCAUGCAUCUCUAG
This is a messenger RNA of Fusarium pseudograminearum CS3096, 618 nucleotides long. RefSeq lists its product as uncharacterized. The coding region runs from base 1 to 618 and encodes 205 amino acids. The record is from RefSeq and is a predicted model, not a curated record. Gene Ontology annotation, biological process: proteasome regulatory particle assembly. The transcript has a single exon. Gene Ontology annotation, molecular function: protein-macromolecule adaptor activity. NCBI's taxonomy places the organism in Eukaryota, Fungi, Ascomycota, Sordariomycetes, Hypocreales, Nectriaceae.